This is a messenger RNA of Neoarthrinium moseri, 1398 nucleotides long. RefSeq lists its product as uncharacterized. Gene Ontology annotation, biological process: ergosterol biosynthetic process; farnesyl diphosphate metabolic process. The transcript has 3 exons. Lineage: Eukaryota; Fungi; Ascomycota; Sordariomycetes; Amphisphaeriales; Apiosporaceae. Gene Ontology annotation, molecular function: squalene synthase [NAD(P)H] activity. The record is from RefSeq and is a predicted model, not a curated record. Gene Ontology annotation, cellular component: endoplasmic reticulum membrane. Bases 1 to 1398 code for a protein of 465 amino acids.
AUGCCUUCCGUAAAGAGCAUCCUCUACUACAUGUUCCACCCGGAACAGCUCCGGAAGGUCUGGCACGAGCCCGUCUACCGCCGUGAUCCCUCGAAAGAGUCCGACACCCUCAAAUCAUGCUUCCACUACCUCGACCUGACGAGCCGGAGCUUUUCGGCCGUCAUCCAGGAGCUGAAUCCUGACAUGCUCGUGCCGAUUGCCCUGUUCUACCUCGUGCUGCGCGGUCUUGACACCAUUGAGGAUGAUAUGACGAUACCCCUCGAGAAGAAGGAGCCCCUUCUCCGUGGCUUUGACAAGCUCAUGAAGAUUGACGGCUGGACCUUCACCGAGAACGGCCCCAACGAGAAGGACCGCGAGCUGCUCGUCCACUUUGACGACAUCAUCGCCGAGCUGAAGAAGAUCAAGCCAAACUACUACGAGAUCAUCGAGGACAUCACCAUCAAGAUGGGCAAUGGCAUGGCAGACUAUGCCAUCAAGGCCGAGAAUGGCGAGGGAGUCGAGACCGUCGCAGAGUACGAGAAGUAUUGUCACUAUGUCGCCGGCCUGGUUGGCGAGGGUCUGACAAGGUUGUUCGUCGCCGGAGAGUGGGCAAACCCUGCGCUCAACGACCGCCCCGAGCUCACCGAGAGCAUGGGGCAGUUCCUCCAGAAGACCAACAUCAUCCGCGAUGUCCAUGAAGACUUCGAGGAUAAGCGGCGCUUCUGGCCCACCGCCAUCUGGAGCAAGCAUGUUGACAAGUGGGAGGACUUGUUCAAGCCAGAGAACAGGGAGAAGGCACUGCAGUGCAGCUCAGAGAUGGUGCUGAACUCGCUCAAGCAUGCCGACGAGUGUCUGUUCUAUAUGGCUGCCAUCCGCGAACAGAGUGUUUUCAACUUCGUCGCCAUUCCCCAGGCCAUGGCUAUCGCCACGCUUGAGCUGGUGUUCAGGAACCCAGCAAUCUUCGAAAGAAAUGUCAAGAUCACCAAGGGCGAUGCUUGCCAACUCAUGAUUGAGUCGACACAAAAUCUCAGAGUCCUCUGCGACGUCUUCCGGAAAUACGCCAGGAGGAUAGCGAAGAAGAACGACCCCAGGGAUCCAAAUUUCCUCGAGAUCAGCUCCGCAUGUGCCAAGAUCGAACAGUUCAUUGAGACUCUGUUCCCCACACAAGACCCCAAGAAGAUUGCUCUGGUUCAGAAGAAUUCCAAUUCCGAGGACGAGGAGAAGAUGGACCCCUGGGAGGGCCUCAUCCUCGUUGGUUCCGUGUUGCUAGCUUUGUUUUUGAUUUCAGCUUUGAUGAUCGGCGCUGCAUACCUCAUGGGUGCUAGAUUUGACAAGAUGUUCAGCGGAGAACCGUCAAGCCUCGUGCCAGCCGGCUCAAAACCGACGACAUCAUUACUCGGAGACCACGACGAGUUAUAG